AGAAAUAUGAGCUCCGUGACGUGGCAGAGUCAGUGUGUGAGAGUGUGAGACACACACAGAAGCUUCAGCUCGAGCAUCUUCAGCAUGUGGACGAUCAUCUUCACUGCCCUGCUUCCAUCCUUCAUCCUAUCAUAUGAAGUGGACACCAAAAAACUCAAUGGUCUUGCGAAGGCCAGAGUGGAGACGUGUGGUGGAUGACAGCUGAAUAGGCUGAGGGAGGUCAAGGCCUUUGUGACCCAGGACAUUCCUCUUUACCACAACCUGGUGAUGAAGCACGUUCCUGGGGCCGACCCUGAACUCGUCCUUCUCAACCACUACUAUGAAGAGCUAGAUAGAAUCCCAUUAUCUGAAAUGACUCGCACGGAGAUACACAAUCUAUUGGCAGAACUGGGCUUUUAUAAAAAAGAGAAUCCCGAAGAUCAAGUGCCCGAGGAGUUUCGCUUCUCUCCGGCGAAAGACAGUCCGUUUGAGGGCCGCCAGUCCACCAGUCCUCCCACUGAGACUGACACACACCAGUCAGAUGUGGACUCCCAGCACACAGAUCUGUAACCCCUUACAUAAACAUUGUGAGACCUGGUUGAUUUACAAUUACCGUGAGAACUAAAACUGAGCCAAAGUCCCUCUCUCCUUGUUAAAUGUGGCUUAAAAAUAGUUCACCACACAUUCAACAAGUCGAUUUAAGUGGCAUUAUUCAGUUCAGACACUGAUUGAAAAAUCCGCAUUUUAAAGGUCAGAGUUAGUGAGUCGUAUAGUUUAUGUUUGUGGCAGUGAACGGUUCCAGUGUUUCGCUCUCACUGUACUGUACAUAACCUUAUUUCUGCCCAGAGGGACGAUAAUGAUGUCCACAGCUGUAAAGCCUGAGACUGGCUGAGGACUGAUGAUCUGUGUUCUCAUGGGCAGGAAUCAGGCCUUCAGACUGUGGGAGCGCAAACACCACUGAGAAAAUAAAGGCUUUGAAUAUCA
Pimephales promelas (fathead minnow) is the source of this 963-nucleotide messenger RNA. RefSeq names its product selenoprotein M (gene selenom). Gene Ontology annotation, molecular function: oxidoreductase activity. Gene Ontology annotation, cellular component: endoplasmic reticulum lumen. NCBI's taxonomy places the organism in Eukaryota, Metazoa, Chordata, Actinopteri, Cypriniformes, Leuciscidae. The record is from RefSeq and is a predicted model, not a curated record.